Messenger RNA from Aspergillus luchuensis, 501 nucleotides. RefSeq names its product mitochondrial 54S ribosomal protein bL31m. Lineage: Eukaryota; Fungi; Ascomycota; Eurotiomycetes; Eurotiales; Aspergillaceae. The record is from RefSeq and is a predicted model, not a curated record. The transcript has a single exon. The coding region runs from base 1 to 501 and encodes 166 amino acids. Gene Ontology annotation, molecular function: structural constituent of ribosome. Gene Ontology annotation, cellular component: mitochondrial large ribosomal subunit. Gene Ontology annotation, biological process: mitochondrial translation.
AUGUCCCUCAGCACUCCCCUCCGCCGUACCGCGGCCACCACCUCCCGUGUCCAGACCUCCACCAGCUUCAUCUGUUCGCAAUGCCGACAUGCGUCUCUCCUUCGUCGUCCUAGACGCCCUUACCAAUUCACCCAGCUGAUUACCCUGACCGACGGCAGCACCUUCACCCACCGUACCUCUUCUCCUCUCCCCGUCUACCGCUCGACUCGUGACACGCGCAACACUCUGCUCUGGAACCCUACCUCAAGCAAGCUGAAGAGCGUUGAGGAUGAUGAGGCUGGUCGAUUGGCGGCUUUCAGAGCUAAGUUCGGUCGCAGCUGGGAUGUGAACACGCCUGUGGAGGACUCUUCCAAGACGACGGACAAGUCGGCACAAAGUAAGGAGGCUGCUGCUGCGGAGGCCGCUGCCGCUGCUGAGGAAGAGGACGACAACCUGCUGGAUUUGAUCAGUUCGUUUGGUCAGGAGGAGCAGCAGGCUUCUCAGAAGAAGAAGAAGGAUUGA